Messenger RNA from Stegodyphus dumicola, 2578 nucleotides. RefSeq lists its product as uncharacterized. The record is from RefSeq and is a predicted model, not a curated record. Gene Ontology annotation, molecular function: GTPase activator activity; small GTPase binding. NCBI's taxonomy places the organism in Eukaryota, Metazoa, Arthropoda, Arachnida, Araneae, Eresidae. Gene Ontology annotation, biological process: regulation of GTPase activity.
UUGGCAGACUGCUUUUGAAGUUCUGAAACCUUUCACCAGACGUCAAGAUAUCGCUGCGAAGCAAGCCUGUUAUUAUAAAACACUUAAAGAACAUGCUAAGAAAAUGGAUAUGGAAAAGAUUGCUCUGAAAGAUAGAGAAAAAAUGUUGUCCGAAAUGGAAUUCUUCAGUGUGAACCAACUAGUCAUUGAAUGUGCUGCUGUUUAUGAUAAAGACAAAUUGUGGCUCUGUCAUGGACAUCAGAAUGGAGCUCACAUUACCAAAGUGAAUUGUGAAGAAAAUAUUAUGUACAGACUUAAUAUUGAGCUGGAAUCUCGAGUCAUGUGUAUGCAUGCAUUGGAUGAUGAUACGAUGUUACUGGGAACUCUGUCUCAUUUUGUACAUUCAUAUUCAACUAAAUCUAGACGCCUGCUAUGGGAAAUCAGGCUCAAUGACUCAGUACUGACCUUAGCUUCUCAUGAGGAAGACGGCAUAAGGCAGGUUUAUGCGGGUCUUGCUGAUGGUACGGUGGCUGUUAUUGAGAAUAUCGAAGGCUCUUCACCGAAACCAGAGACUUUCUACAUCAUGAUUGGUUCGAGUCCUGUUACUAGCCUGCGUCUUGUUGACAAGAGACUUUGGUGCGGAACGGGGAAUCGGGUUGUAAUACUUAAUGCGAGGACCCUUGACGCUGUUGACCAAUUCCAAACGUCCUCCAGUUGCCUGGAUUAUAUAUCGAUGCUCGUGUCGGAUGACAGAGGAGUUUGGUUAACCAUAAGGGGUUCUUCUAUUCUUCAGCUGUGGGACCCCAAUACCCUUACCUGUCGCCUCCUUUUUGACGUGAAAGAUAACAAGUACCCACGUUCACCAAAGAUAGGAGAGGAUGAAAUGGGAGGAUCUCGAAUAACUGCCCUUCUUCCUUUCUCUGGCAGUGUCUUGGUCGGCACUGCAGAAGGAUCUCUAAUUAUUUAUGAUGUCGUGACAAAAUUAUCUCGAAGCCCAAGCUCUGCGGAAUUUUCUUCAUCACUGAACAGACGGCAGCCAGCGGUGGACCACAUACAACAAAAGAUACAGGAAUUACUGAUGGAGAAAAAACGCGAUGAUAAAGGAAAUUCCGACGUUCGGAAUCGACUCGAUAGCGGUUGUUACUCAACUCCUUGCAGAACACCAUUAUUAGCACAGAGUAGAAGCGGCAGUGUUCAUGCCAGCGACAGCGGCAUAGCAGCAGCUCCUUUAACAGCUCAGGAGGAAGAGCAAGAAAGCAGUUCUCCUGAGGACAGAAGCGAGGCAACUAGCCAUUCUACCGUGAAAAGAGCUGGAGAAACACAAAGAUCUUCACUUACCUCCCCCGAAUUACAGUUUUCUGAAGAACAGACAGAAGAUAACGCUAAGAAGAUAGACACAGAUCGAGACGACUCUGGCCAGUCAUCAUCUUCUGCACAAGGAAAAGUGAUUGAAACCACACCUCCUAAGAAACUAUGCACGUGUCAUCAUCUAAAUUCCAGUUCUGUGAAAUGCCGGCAUUGUCUCCUUGAAGCAAGUGAAGCUCUUCGCAAGCUAUUUGAUAAGUACAGUUUGACCAUCAAUUCUACAAAUCACGUGGACUACACAGCCCGUUAUCAGAAUCUUUUAAAUAACAGUCGUAAUAAAGCUGCACAUGUUGACAAAACUUUAAAUAAAGGGGAAGACGUUUCUGUGAAUAAUGCCAUAAGCACUCCAAAACUAGAAGGGGGCACUGAAGAUUGUGCAUGGUCAGACAGUUCUGUGGAAUUACCUCCAAGUAUAUCUAAUGAUGGUUCUCAAGAUGACGCGCCUAUCCGGAAACCAUUACUUUCAACUGGCUCUUCACAAAUUGAGCCUCCAAACGUAACAGCUGUUAAGAAUAAUGUCCUUUUAAGAGCUAUAAGUGCGGAUGAUGUAACUCAGUGGGUGAAAUCUCAAGAGACUUUAACAUCGUCUCUUGCAAGUGAUAGUUAUGAUUUCGACGAUGUCUUCGUUGCUUACACAGAAGAUGAUUCCUCCAAUCGAAAUAAAGCUAGUCGAGAAACAGAUGGCGUCAAAGAAUCUAUUCGGGUUAGAGCUCUUAGUAGGCGUCGAUCGUCCAAUCUGCUCGACUACUCUGGUACAAAUUCUGCUUUAUCUCAAAGAACUGAUCAAUGGCUAAGCGAUAUAAGGUCACCAUGGAUGGAUACGGCUUCUUCAUCCUCCGGCUGCAGAUAUCCGCGUCUUACGGAUAUUCGGUCUCAGCUUCCAGCUUGGUGCAAUAUGAUGACUGAAAGUGAGACUACAGAAGCUCGCCUGAAUUCCCUUAGUUAUGAGGAUUCAGUAACGGACUCACCUGUCAGUGGUACUCAUCGAGAUAUUCUUCAGCUUGGAGAUUGGAGUACUCACAAGAGCAGUGAGACUGCAAGCAAUGUUUCCUUUAGUUCCACUGAAGUUCCUUACGCUUUUGAACUGAAUUUGCAAGAGAAAAUCAAAAUAUCGGACAAACCAAUAAAAUGCUUGCUAGAAACAAAAUGUGCUGGUGAACCUACCAUCAUAAGCUGCGCCGGUUGUUAUGGAGAUGACGAAGCUGUGCUUAAAUGGACCAAAGUAGGAGACGAA